CCAUGGUUGCGUUCUGACCCCAGGGAAGCUCAGUGUAAACCAGUUUAACAGUAGGGUUUGGGUGGAAUCUUCUGGCAAUAUGACCAAAAACGUUUACACUGAACACAAAACAUUAGGAACACCUGCCCUUUCCAUGAGUCUGACCAGGUGAACGCUAUGAUCCCUUAAUGAUGUCAUUUGCUAAAUCCACUUCCAUCAGUGUAGAUGAAGGGGAGUCCUUUCAUUUGGUGAUUGGCAUUCAGGUUGUGGCAACGAAAAGGCAUCGUCCAAUAUAAGCUGAUUGGAAUUAGAGAACCAUGGCUCCGUUUCAAAGCUUGAUAUUUAUAAUGAACCUAGCUAUCAUUUUGUGUUCACUUCUAACCAUUCAGCGCUCUAUUGCAUGUGGUAGAGCAGAGUACAGAACAGGUGAUGAAUGCUGUCCUAUGUGUUCACCAGGAAACCGGGUACAUAAACACUGUACAGAAUUUACAAGUACUUCCUGUGUCCCCUGUACCAACUCCACGUUCCUUGAUGAACCCAAUGGUCUUACAGCAUGCAUACUGUGUACAAACUGUGACCCUGGCUUUGGUUUGAAGGUAAGGCAGCCAUGUAGACCUUCAUCAGACACUGUCUGUGGGACACUGGAGGGGUUCUACUGUCUAGACCCAACUAAGGAUGGUUGUAGAGCAGCCCAGAGACACAGCAGCUGUAAACCUGGUCAAUACAUCAACCACACAGGAACAAUAUCUACAGAUACUGUGUGUUCUGACUGUACUGGUGACACCUAUUCAGAUGGAUCAUUUACAUCCUGCCAGCCACACACACAAUGUGAUACCUUGAAGCUUCAGCAAAUUAAACCUGGAACUCAUUGGUAUGACUCUGAAUGUGGACCACAGACCUCCCCUCCCAUAGCAAUAAUAUCUGCUGCUGUGGUGGUGGUGGUGUUACUAGCUGUGAUGGCAGCAGUAGCUAUUAGAAGAAAAAGAAAAUAUCCUGUAUCUGAGAGGAUUUUUCCAGAGACACAAAGCCCUACAGAGGUAUCAGACAGAGGGAACAUCAAUGCUGUUUGUGGGAACAAGAACAGAUUCAAGCCUCCUGGACAUUCAGCAGAACAAUCCAGUCUAAUGUGUGGCUCAUUGGCUUGAAAACUAGACUAGGCAGUAGGGCCCAAUUUCUGUCCACUACAUGGUGAAUGUGAUCUAGACUCUGUUUUUAAAUAAAAGUUGGAGGCUGGCACAUUUGUUUUGAUUAAAGAUUAAAAAGGCCAUGACCUUGAUAGACAGCCUGUCUUCCAAUACUGGGGAUGAAGAUGGACACCUUAGUAGGAGCCAGGUCUGUUCUGUUCUGGGAAAGGUCAGGUGUGUCCAUGAUUUCAAAUGGUCAAUCCAAGUCAGUUGACGGUAAUUGGAAUAAAACACAAAUGCCAUUUUGUAAGAGACUCCACCUGGUCUUUGGAUGCUGGUGCCAGAUACAUUGAGCAAAUGCCCUUGAACUGAGGAAGUCUACAGAUCACAACAUCUCCAUGGACCUUAUGGAACUUGUGAUGUACUGUAGAUUCUGUUGACACAAACUGUGUAAAGGACAUACGGAUGAGAUUUCCUGGCCACUGGUAUGGGGGAAAAAUGGACUCCACUUGUUGAGUUACCAUGGAUUUGUAUAAUCCCACAGAGUAAACAUCAAGAGGCAAUGGUGCAGUGUAGGCUAUGUUCAGUGUGACCCAUUUAUUUUGUAAAACUUUUAUUUAACUAGGCAAGUCAGUUAAUUAAGAACAUAUUCUUAUUUACAAUGACGGCCUACCCCGGACAAUGCUGGGCCAAUUGUGCACCGCCCUAUGGGACUCCCAAUCACGGCCGGAUGUGAUACAGCCUGGAUUAGAACCAGGGACUGUAGUGACUCCUUGCACUGAGAUGCAUUGCCUUAGACCUGCGCCACUGGGGAGCUCUGUAGCAAAGCAAUGGGACAAAUGUUUUGUUUACAGUUCUGUUCUUACGACCCUCCUAAAAUAUAUAUUUUAUUGUCACACUGGGAUACGUGCUGUGAAAUGUGUUGUUUUACAGGGUCAGCCAUAGUAGUACUCUGCCCCUGGAGCAAAUGAGGGUUAAGUGCCUUGCUCAAGGACACAGACAGAUUUUCCACCUGGAUUGUGAGUUAUUUGUAUUGUAUCUUUGCUUUUUAUGUGUAUUCUGUAGGUAUUGUAUUAUACG
Molecule: messenger RNA, 2183 nt
Organism: Oncorhynchus kisutch (coho salmon)
Lineage: Eukaryota; Metazoa; Chordata; Actinopteri; Salmoniformes; Salmonidae
Product: tumor necrosis factor receptor superfamily member 14-like
Exons: 8
Coding region: 297-1124 (275 amino acids)
Biological process (GO): defense response to Gram-positive bacterium; defense response to Gram-negative bacterium; negative regulation of alpha-beta T cell proliferation
Cellular component (GO): external side of plasma membrane
Molecular function (GO): protein binding
Source: RefSeq, a predicted model, not a curated record